This is a messenger RNA of Pseudomyrmex gracilis, 3778 nucleotides long. RefSeq names its product syndetin (gene Vps50). The coding region runs from base 437 to 3262 and encodes 941 amino acids. Gene Ontology annotation, biological process: retrograde transport, endosome to Golgi; endocytic recycling. Gene Ontology annotation, molecular function: SNARE binding. The transcript is spliced from 8 exons. Gene Ontology annotation, cellular component: EARP complex. The record is from RefSeq and is a predicted model, not a curated record. Lineage: Eukaryota; Metazoa; Arthropoda; Insecta; Hymenoptera; Formicidae.
AUUCCGCGCACGCUACUUAUCUGAACGUAGCGGCGUGUGUGCAAACGCGUUUGCGAGAUUCUUCGAGAGAUCAACUUAUUCGCGUUCGCGAAAAUAUCGAAACGCGCGGAAACUCGACCAACUUCAAAGUGAUUAAAACUCAAUCAUGGAUGCCAUUUUUUCGUCAACCGCUGCCGUUUGUCCGCUGCUCUUUGAUUGCUCGUAAAAACAAAACCAAAUUUAAAAACCAAAAAAAAAAAAAAAAAAACAAUGUUAAUCGAACCUUCUCGCGAUUAGCGCGAUCGAACGCGAGAUAAUUUGAUCAACGAUGCUCGAUCGGGAUUGUUAUGCCGCUCCCGCAUCUCGGACACGUCACGCGAGGCACGUCGUUGUCGGACGCGGAGUUUGCGGUCGUGUAAACAGAUGAGAAUGCGCGUUUGAUUUUGAUUGUCACACAAUGCAAUCUGACAUUAUGGAGGAUUUGAAGCUCAAAUUUCUCGGCCUUAUUAACAAACAGAAUACAUCCAUGGUACCACUUAUGGGUCUGAAUCCUGAUCUGCUCAAUCCUCCCGAUUUGCAAAAAUGUGAGGAUCUUCGUUCGGAGGCCGAUCAAUCCACGGAAAGUGAAACCAAAACCGACCAAGAUAUAUUGGAAUCAAUUGAAAAGAUUUAUCUAACUAUCGACGGUGGUUUUGAUUCGCCUCGCUACGAAUUAGAGAAAUUGCCAACAACACUGCUUUCCAAAGAGAUAGAGAAACGUUAUAAAAAACUCAAGCAACAACAUCAGGUUGUCUCGACCAAAGUUUACAAUGUUAUUUCGGAAAAGCAGAGCGCUUGCAAUUCGGAGGUUGAGAAGAUUCAACUGCUGGAACAGCAGUUGCAAGACGUUCUGGAAAUAUGUAGAAUAGGAAGAGCGGAUCUUCAAUCGGCUAAGAGACAGUUCACAACGGCAAGCUUGGGGAUACUGGCCAAUUAUCGAAAACGACAAGUGGUCCAAGAACUGUUGAACAAUUUAAAUACCAUAAAGACACUGCAACGUACGGGAGAUCGUCUGCAGGAGCUUUUGAAGGAAGAAAAUUAUCCCGGGGCCAUAUCGCUUCUUUUGGAAUGUCAAAGCGCUGCCAAAACUUACAAACAUUUUCACUGUAUCGCCGAACUGAACAAAAAAUUGCAAGAUAUUUUGGAGCAAGCGGAGGAGGUUCUAAGAUGUACGCUAUCUAAGAUGUGCACGCAAUUCGACGUAGCGGUUUAUUCUUCGGUUCAAGAAGCGUACGCGUUGUUGGGAAAGACUCAGUUUGCCAUAGAUCAAUUGCACAUGGAUUUUACAGCUGCCAUUCACAACACCGCGUUUGCCGUUAUUCACUCUUUCGCGGGAGACGAUGUGAAAAAACAAUAUAAACAAUUGUGCCAGUCUGUACCCCGCGAAAAAUGUGUCGAUUGCCUUACCGAGCUCUGCAAAUCGCUCUGGACAAUAAUGAGCUCCUAUUAUCUAGUUGUAAAUUGGCACAACGCGCAUGAUGACAAAGCGGAUUGUAAAACGGACGUUGUUAAAGACUUGGAGAUAACUUUCAGCAAGCAAUACGUCAAGCACAAAUUGGAGAAGGGCACGGUACGAAUGUGGCACGACGUGGAAAUGAAGAUAUCUACGUAUCUGUCGAAUAUCGAUUUAACAUUCACGAAGUUCGAACAUUUCGUUCAAGUGUUGGGUGUGGUUAACAGAUUGAUGGAAAUCGGGGAAGAACUAUGUGGAUUCAAGUCGAAGGAUCUGCAGGAUUCCAUCAAGAAACAAUCCCUGUCUUACUUUUUUCAUCAUCACGCGUCUCGUUUGGACGAGUUGAGGAUAUUUUUGGAGAACGACGGUUGGGAAUUGUGUCCCGUGAAAUCUAAUUUCGUGGCCACCCAGUUGCAAGAAUUUCGAAGUCUCAAGCCUUCGCUCAACAACUGCAAAGCGUGGAACAGUCUGGACAGUUCGAACUUGAGCGACAGCGACAAUUCCACGGGGAUCGAUAUGCAGAAAUAUUUCGAAGGUGGCUUGUCGCCGUUCACAAUAGGAUUGGACGAUACCAUAGACGAGGAUAUUUUAAUCAAUGACAAUGUUGAUCAUCAUGAAUAUUUUUCGGACGAGUCCGACGACGACAUCCCCGACGAAUUGAAGCGCGAAUACGUAGACGAGCCGGAUCACGUGAAAACCAAUAAAAAAAAGUGCAAACUCAAACAAUCCGGACCUAUGGUCACAAAUACGACGUUGAGCGUGUUGAGAGUGUGCGGCAAGUAUCUACAGAUGUCGAGACUUUUGCGAUCAAUCGCGGUCACCGUUAUACAGAGCAUGAUACAAUUUUUCGAGCUAUGCUUCUACACGGUACAUUUGUUCUUUACGUCGGAUCUCCAAAUCAACAGCGACUCGUUGUACAGUCCGAAAUUAAAGUUGUCUCUAACGCGAAUUAGAGAAAAUUUGAUUAUAUCUGAAAACGACACGAUGGAAGAUAGUGGCAACGUGAAUUACGACAAAGUAAGACAACCACAGCUUUCGUCCAUUGUGAAUUUGUCGCAACCUGAAAAACUUUACGGAUUAACGGAACGUAUAGUAGCUGUCGAGUCUCUGAUAUUUUUAGGACAACAAUACGAAGGCCUAAGGCCUUAUUUAGAACAUCUCAUUGUCAAUAGUCCUCAGAGAGGAUUUUUACAUCAGUUUUAUAUGCAAACAAUAGCGUCCGCCGCGGAUCUGAGAAAACCGGUUUACAUGGCGGUUGCGUCCCAAGCGUUCGACGUUGCGAACGUUCUCAAUUUAAUGAACAAAGUUAAUUGGGAAGUGACGGACGUAAUGUCGCAGCAUAGCGGUUACAUCGACGCAUUGAUUCAACAAGUAUGCGUCUUGAACGAAAGACUUAAUACUAUCGGGACGUACAUUCCUUUGAGUGCGGACGUGUGCGGUGCUGUGUGGGAAAACGUGGCUCAUCUAAUCACACAUACCUUAGUAGAAGGAUUUUCCAAUGCUAAAAAGUGUUCAAACGGCGGUAGAGCUCUGAUGCAACUCGAUUUCACACAACUGAGAUCAAAGUUCGAGAAAAUAACAUUGUUGAGACCUAUGCCGCACAGAGAGUACGUUGAAUUGUAUAUCAAGGCGUACUACCUGCCCGAGAGUAGUUUCGAAGAAUGGAUUAAAGAACACAAGGAAUAUUCGGUCAAACAUUUGGUCGGAUUGAUUUCGGCAACGUGUCAAAACAAUAAGAAAACACGACAGCGAUUGAUCGCGCUUGUGGAGGAGCAACGGUUGAGUAGAUAGCAUUCAACCAGUUAUUACAAGUCCAUGUAAGAUUCUAUUGAAAUAGAAAGUAUCCGAUUGUAUCUUGAUGUGUCGAUAGAGAGAGGAGAUGCGAUAAAUUAAUCUUGUUGAUUGGACAGUAAGAACGGUUUUUUAAGUAUGUUGCGAAAUCGAGACCGGAUAUUUCAUAUUUAUAAAGUAUUUUAAUAAAAUGUUUUUGAAAGAGAGAGAGAAAAAGAAAGUGUUACAGAGAGAGAGAGAGUAGUUAAACGAUGUUGCAAAUUGACAUCGAAAACGGAUACUAAAGAGAAAGACAGCAAUUUAUUUUUAAUAUUUCUCACAAAUUAUCAAAUACGUCGCAUGUGAAUCUCAUGUGUGUGAAUCUAUAUAAGUUCGUAGUUAAAACUGAAAUAUAUUAUCAACCAACAUUGCGAUAUCUCUGAGAAAUCACAAUGUUGCUAUUGUUUUUACAUGUAAAUGGAUCCAUGUACAUACAAUUCUAUUAUAUAUCACUUACUAUGUCACAAGUUUUAUGUA